AUGGGCUCUCUGGGCUACAAGGUUGCCGACAGCAUCUAUGCGCACCCUCUGAUAUCAGAAAGAGCCAUUGACGAGCCUCGGCCACUCAAAGUCAUCUAUGUGGGAGCCGGUGUCUCUGGUAUCUGUGCAGCUAUCCAGUUUCCCAAGUUCCUGCCGGGAGUAGAACUUGCCAUUUACGAGAAGAACCCCGAUGUGGGAGGUACAUGGAUUGAGAAUCGAUACCCCGGUUGCGCAUGUGAUAUCCCAGCUCACUCUUACCAAUUAAGUUUUGAGUCUGAAGUACACUGGAGCCAGUUCUAUGCUGGAGCCCCAGAGAUCCUACAAUACUGGAAAAAGGUCGCAGACAAGUACGACGUCAAGAAGUACAUGAAGUUCAACCACAAAGCUAUCGAGGCUCGGUGGAACGAAGAGACGUCAAAAUGGCACGUCAAAUUCCAAAGGUUAGACAGCGACGAGGUUGUGGAGGAUGUCGGUGACGUCUUCAUGACCGGCAUUGGCGCGUUGAAUGAAUGGAAAUGGCCCAACAUCGAAGGCCUACACAGCUUCAAGGGCAAGCUGUUGCACAGCGCGAACUGGGAUUCUGAAUAUGACGUGACGGGCAAGGAGAUCGCGGUGAUCGGUGCCGGUAGCAGCGGAAUUCAGAUCGUCCCAACCCUGCUGCCCAAAGUCAAGUCUAUGGAUCAUUAUGUCCGCGGCCGAACAUGGAUUGCUGCCACCUUUGGCAACGAGCUGGUCAGAGAACGAAACAAUGGACAAGACGGCAACUUCAAGUACACCCAAGAAGAGAUAGAGGCCUGGAAGAAAGACCCCGCGUCCUACAUCAAGUACCGCAAGGCCAUCGAGAUCGGUAUGCAAGGUGGCUUCGCCUUGACACACCGGGGGACAAAAGAACACGAGGGCGCAUGGUCGCAAUUCAACCAGGAAAUGCGCAAACGACUAGAGAAGAAGCCACACAUCGCGGAACACCUCAUUCCCGACUUCCCGCCUCUUUGCAAACGACUUACACCUGGACCCGGCUACCUGGAGGCUUUGGUGGCCGACAAUGUCAAUGUUAUUGCCGACAAGAUCGAGCGCAUUGACGAGACUGGCAUCAUAACGAGUGAUGGUAAACACCGACCCGUGGAGGUCAUUGUCUGUGCAACGGGCUUUGACACCUCAUUCCAAGGCCGAUUCCCCAUCUACGGCCGCGGUGGAGUGAACCUACAAGACCGUUACAGGACUCGGCCAGAGACGUACCUGGGCGUUUGCACCGAUCAGUUCCCCAACUUCUUCCAAUCACUAGGUCCCAACCAAGGUCUAGGGAAUGGCAAUCUGCUGAUUCUCAUCGAGGCCAUCUCGUUAUAUGUUGGGCAGAUCCUGCAGAGGCUCGGCCAGGGGAACGUGAAGACCAUCGAGCCGAAACGGAAAGUCGUUGAAAACUUCACGGACUACUGCGACGCCUACUUCAAGCGUACCGUCUUCUCGGCAGAGUGUGGAAGUUGGUACAAAUCAGCGCCGCCCAAUGCCACGGCGGAAGAACGAAAGAGAGGGCGGGUGACCGCAUUAUGGCCCGGCAGCAGUAUUCAUGCCGUGCGGGCAUUUGAAAAGGUUCGAUUCGACGACUACGAGAUGACCACAUGCGACGGCAAUGACUUUGGAUGGUUCGGCGACGGCUGGGCCGUGGCAGAGCGAGUAGGCGACGUUGAGGGUUUGACGUGGUACCUGAACGGUACACGCUUCCUGCACGAAUCCUUAGAGAAGGGCGAAAAGCUGGUCGUCGGCGAGGACAAGAUUGUGACUCGGGGGGAAGACGAUGGGCUGAAGAAGGGUGAGAUCGCAACGGAAUUUCGAGUGCCAGAUGGGAUUGCGGCGACUUGA
Messenger RNA from Cladophialophora yegresii CBS 114405, 1857 nucleotides. RefSeq lists its product as uncharacterized. The transcript is spliced from 3 exons. The record is from RefSeq and is a predicted model, not a curated record. The coding region runs from base 1 to 1857 and encodes 618 amino acids. NCBI's taxonomy places the organism in Eukaryota, Fungi, Ascomycota, Eurotiomycetes, Chaetothyriales, Herpotrichiellaceae. Gene Ontology annotation, molecular function: flavin adenine dinucleotide binding; NADP binding; N,N-dimethylaniline monooxygenase activity.